Anguilla anguilla (European eel) is the source of this 3858-nucleotide messenger RNA. Its product is annotated as protein mono-ADP-ribosyltransferase PARP8-like. Gene Ontology annotation, molecular function: kinase binding; protein serine/threonine kinase activator activity; NAD+ poly-ADP-ribosyltransferase activity. Gene Ontology annotation, cellular component: nuclear envelope; intracellular anatomical structure; endoplasmic reticulum tubular network. NCBI's taxonomy places the organism in Eukaryota, Metazoa, Chordata, Actinopteri, Anguilliformes, Anguillidae. Gene Ontology annotation, biological process: endoplasmic reticulum unfolded protein response. The coding region runs from base 278 to 2887 and encodes 869 amino acids. The record is from RefSeq and is a predicted model, not a curated record. The transcript has 26 exons.
CCCCUUUCACAGAAGAUGUUCGUUUCUCCUAAAAUACCGCGGAUGUGGACAAAGUUGUAACUUCCGGUAGAAAAGGGAUAUUGUCGAGGUGCGGAGCGUUGAUUCAUUGUUGACUAACUGGAGGAGAGAGGUAAUAGAAGCUGGACGGUCAUUCAGAAACAUUUGGGACUUUAGGAAUGCAACUCAACAAGCCACUGACAGCGCAGGAGCCAAUGUGCCUGAAAUUAAGUAUCUGAAUUGACUUUACAGCUAGUUCGCUAGCUAGCUAGCUAGCUAUAUGUUGACAGGGGAAUCUCUUUCGCCGUGUAGCACAACAAGCCAUUCCAUGGGGAUGAGUUCAAGACAAGAGAGAAUACAAAAAGACGUCGACAUCGUUAUCCAGGGGUGUAAGGCUGAGAAAGAUUGCCUGUUUUCUGAUUUCCGGUACACAGACGCCACAUUCACAUUUACAUAUUCAAAGGGAUCUAAAAGGGUUUCAUAUUCUGUUCAUGUUUCUGAAGAUUACCCAGAUAAUACCUAUGUGUCAAAUUCUGAAAACAAUGACGAUGUUUUAGUUACAAGGGAUCCUAUUCCUGUAAUUUUCCACAAAAUAGCAACCGAAGUUAGUAUAAACAACGAUGCCACAAGCUGCCUGCCUUUCAAAUCAAAACUUCAGAAUGACCAAAACCAGGUUCAUUGUACCUUCGAGGAGGAUCCCGAAGCAGACAAUGAUUAUGAGGAAUUCUAUUACAGUGAUCAGGUUAACUAUGAUGGAGAAAUUCAAAAACACCCACAGCUGGAGGCCGACCUGGCUGCACUGAGGGAAUUACAUGGACCCCACGUAGUAUCUCUCAGGGAAUAUGGUGCAAUUGGUGAUGUUGACAUAGAUUUACACAUCGAUGUCAGUUUCCUCGAUGAGGACAUUGCCGAUGCCUGGGGCGUGAACCGGAGGGAGCCGGUGAUCGUACGGCUGCAUUGUUCGCUCACGCAGUACCUGAAUGGGCCAGAACCAACAAUUGAUGUGUUCCAAGCAUCGAGAAAGGUCAUGUUUGGACUUGGACGUCAGCUGAAGAAGAUAAUGCAGACGUUUGUCACUCGGAAGUGGAAGCAUCACUGUGAGGAGAAACUGAACUGCCCAGUCCUCAACCAGCCGCCGGAUAAGAGGGCGAAAUCACCGCUGACCCUCUUUUCAAGCCUUCGCAGAUCGCUCAGCUACCCUCCUCUUGGCUGUGGAACGAGCAAAAAGAAGCUGAGGCAGGAGCAGGACGGGGGGUCCAAGUCCCACGAUCUGCUGUGCCGGGCCGAGGACGGCUGUCCCAGCAGACCCUGUGAAGCCCCGGACCGCUCGGUGUCCAGCGAGCCGCAGGCGGAGCCAGCCCCGGCCCUCAGCCCCCGCAGGCGGCUGUUUGGGCCCCGCCCCGCCGCGGGGAGAGCGGACGACUGGCCGUACUCCGGGGGGCCCGACGGCGGUCUGAGGGGCCCGUGGAGAGAGGGGCUGGACGGCCUCGGGCCCCAAGGCCUUCUCGGCUCGUCCUUCUCCAGCGGCACCCGGCCGGCCCAGCCGGACCCGUGCAGGGAGCCCGUCUCAGGGCCCGAGAGCCGGCGGCUCCCCCUCACCUCAGGGCUCACGGGCGUGCUCGCUCCAGCGCCGCCCACCCCGCCCGCCUCUUUCUCCCCGCCCGGACCGCCCGCCUCGCCCGCCUCAUCCACCCCGCCCGCCCCGCCCGCACCGCCCGCCCCGCCCGCUCCUCCAGCCCCGCCCACGACAAGCAAUGCCGCAAAGUCAUUACCAGUGAGAGACAGAAGCUUCCUUGUCCAGACCAUGGAAUAUGCAGUGCAGAGGAUUCCGUUCCUUAAUGAGUACUGUGUGGUGUGUGAUGAACCUCACGUCUUUCAGAAUGGACCAAUGCUUAUACCCUCCAUCUGUGAGCGGGAGCUGUGUGUGUUUGCCUUCCAAAUGCUAGGGGUCAUGAAAGAUGCAACAGUUUACAUUGCCACAGGAGCUGAGGUUGUGGACUUACUGGUCUCUUUGUGCCGAUCUGCACUGCGGUCCCCAAGGAAGGAUGUCAUUUUUGAGCCAUUUCCUUCAGUGGUUGACCCCAGGGAUUCUCAGAAGCUGGCCUUUAACCCAAAGAUAAAGAACUACAAUCGAGUUAUGAAUGCCCUUGACAACCUUACAUCAAUCAGAGAAAUGACAAAGGGAUCUUACUUGGAAAUUAAGAAACAGAUGGACAAGCAAGACCCUCUAGCUCAUCCUCUACUGCAAUGGUUGAUAUCCAGCAACAGAUCUCACAUAGUUAAACUCCCAGUAACCAGACAACUGGAGUUCAUGCAGACCCCUCACCAGUUCCUCCUCCUCAGCAGUCCACCCGCCAAAGAGUCCAACUUCAGAGCCGCCAAAGCCAUUUAUGGCAGCACCUUCGCUUUUCAUGGGUCUCAUAUAGAGAAUUGGCAUUCCAUCCUGAGGAAUGGUUUGGUUGUUCCAUCGAGUUCGAAGCUCCAGCUCCAUGGCGCCACCUAUGGGAGUGGUAUCUACGUCAGCCCAUUGUCCAGCAUUUCCUUAGUUUACUCAGGGAUCUCUAAAAAACUGCAGAAAGUUGCAAAAAAGGAUGAGACGGCAUCAGACUGCAAGACCAACACAAAUCUGCAGUCUCAGAAAAAAGGACAGCAGCCACAGUUUUUGCAAAGCUGUAACCUGAAAUGCAUUGCCUUAUGUGAAGUAAUCACUUCUCCUGAUCUGCACAAACAUGCUGACAUCUGGGUGGUUGCAAACACGGAUAACAUCUGUACAAGGUUUUUCUUUGUUUAUGAGGAUGGCCAGGUUGGUGGCACAAGUGUCAACACACAAGACAGCAGUGUCCACAGCGAGAUACUGCGUGUCAUAGGCAACCAGACUGCCACUGGAUAAAAAUGACCAACACAAUGCUGCUUAUACCCGCUUCUACCUCAAAGCUGGAUCCUGAGGUAAAGAAGUAAAAACAUUCUGGUCGGUUAAUCAAGGAAAGACACGACUUAAUGUACUUGUGUAUGUUGCGAAUCUCCAACAAGAGCUACACUGUUUAUAGCCCUGUUGUGACAAAGGUAUUUCCACGAACAUCGCUUACGUAUAAUGUAAAAAUACCCGUUGCUUCGGAAGUCACAGUAUAUAUAUUUGCGGUCCAUAAGUAUUUGGACAGUGACACAAUAUACAUAUUUAUUUUUUGGCUUUGUACUCCAGUUCAUUGGAUUUUAAAUGAAACAAUGAAUAUGAGGCCCCGUUCUGGCCCUGAAAAACUCGUUGGUUGCUUUAGCAGUGUGUCUGGGGGCACUGUCCUACUGCAAGUUAAGUCCAAUGCGUUUUGAGGUAUUUGAUUGGAUCUGCACUGAUGUUUCUGUACACUUCAGAAUUCAUCUUACUGCUGCCGUCAGCAGUCAAAUCAUUAUUAAUGACAAGUGAGCCAGUUCCAAUGGCAAACAUACACGCCCCAGCCAUAACGCUACCUCCACCAUGUUUUGAAGAUGAGGGGAGUGCUUUGGGAUCAUAAGCAGUUCCUUUAUUUAUCCAAACUUAUUUUUCCACUUAUUUAUUUAUCACUUUGGUACAGGUUAAUACUCAUCUGUCAAUAAGAGUUUGUUCCAGAAUUCUACAGUUUUUUAAUGUAUUUUUUUUUUUAGCAAACCUGACUGUUCUGUUCCUGAGGCUUACGAGUGGUUUGCAUUUUGCAGUGAACCCUCUGAGGUUAUGCUGUUGUAGUCUCGUCUUUAUGUUGUCUUUGAAACACCUAUGCCUACAUCCUGCGAGUGUACUUGAUCUGUUCGACAGCUGAAAAAGGGUUUUAUAAUUCAAAGUAUUCUUUGGUCAUCCACUACAGUGGUCUUCCGUGAUGUACCGGGUUGUUU